Molecule: messenger RNA, 2512 nt
Organism: Fimicolochytrium jonesii
Lineage: Eukaryota; Fungi; Chytridiomycota; Chytridiomycetes; Spizellomycetales; Powellomycetaceae
Exons: 7
Coding region: 104-2362 (752 amino acids)
Source: RefSeq, a predicted model, not a curated record
AGACGCCUCGACUAUAAGACACACCCACCUCCCACCUCUUUCCCACGCUCAUCGUCGCAACAUACCCCCCCCCACCGCAUUCCCACCCCCAACAACAACGACCAUGUUUCCUUCAACCCACUCCCUCUCGUCGCGCCCCAGUACGCGCGGCCCGCGCCCGUCCUCCUUCUUCUCCCUGCUGAUCCUCCUGCUCUCCCUCAGCGCCAUCGUGACCGUGAACGCAGGUGGGGCUGCAAAACCCACCACCACAAAGACUACUCCUACUAGUACUAAGGCGGCUACGACUACUGCGACGCCGACGACGACUGCGAAGCCGCCCACUGCUACGGAUGCCAGCACCUUCACCGCCCGCCAAGUCAUCCUCAUCCUCACCACCACCGGCGGCGACGUCGACUACCAAACAAAAGGCCUCGACGGCUACGGGAUCCCUUACGAGGUCGCUGUGGUUCCGCCCACGGGAUACCCUAAUGCGAGUGCGCUGCCAAUUGCGUUUGAGGAUGCUGCCGGGAAUGCGAGAUAUUCGGUGGUGAUGAUCAGUCCGGGCCAGUUGCCGAUUCAGGUUGGGGGGGUUUGGCAGAGUGCGUUGACGACGGUGCAGUGGGGGUUGAUUGAGGCCUACGAAGCAAAACACAAGAUCCGCCGCGUAACCUUCGACGACAGUCCCAGCCCCUCGCACGGCACCGCGGCCGCCAACCCCGCCGCAAUGGGCUGUUGCAACACGGGCGUCACCCAACCCAUCCAACUCGCCCUCAACGCAGAGCUCCUCAAAUCCGGCGUCGUGAACGGCGCGCAGGUUCCCAGCACGGGAUUGUGGCAUUACCCGUCGGUGAUUACGAAUGCGACCAGCACGACGGCGUUUGCGAAUUUGGGGCCGAGUAGUGAUGGCGCGUUCAAGACGACGACCGGUGUGGGGUUCAUUGUGAAGUAUCCGAAUGGACGGGAGGCGAUGGUGCAUUACAUGGGUUGCGGCUGGUGGUCCCCCACCUGCAACCUCCUAACCCACGUCUGGGUCUCCUGGGCCACGCGCCAGCUCUACGACGGCUUCCGCCGCAUCCAGAUCUCGCUCCAAAUCGAUGACGUCUUCCUCCCCACCGACACCAACGCCACCUACGCCUACCGCCUCAACCCAACCGACCUCGCCAACAUCCUCACCUGGCAAACCGCGUUCAACAAACGCAUGCCCCCCGGAUCAAACAUCACCCUCUCCCUCGCGUACAACGGGUGGGGAGUCGUCACAAAGGCCGACCCCAACCUCGACCCGCUUGUGACGGAUAUCGAGCGCAUUGAUAAUUUCAUCAAACCGCCCGGGACAGGGACGAACAUGUGGCCGCCCGCGAGCAAGCUGCCGGCGUUGAGGGCGUUCACGAAGGCGACGCUGAAGAAGGACACGUUGUUCAAUUAUGUGGAUAUCACGCCCGCGGUGCAGACCGGGUUUUAUUGGUUGAGUCAUACUUAUACGCAUUUACAGCUGGAUAACGCUACACGGUACGACAUCGACAAUGAACUCCAAUUCAACAUCCACUUUGCCACCAUCGCCGGCAUCGCCUCCUACCCGACCUACACCUCCCGCUCCCUGAUCCCCCCCGCCAUCACGGGCCUCCACAACGCCGACGUCCUCGCCUCCUUCAAAGCCAACGGCAUCGACUUUGUCACCGGCGACGACACCCGCGACGACGUCACCAACCGCACCCACCCACUCCACCCGUGGAUCUCCUCCCUCGCGUCCUCCAACUACGCCGGAUACACCGUCAUACCCCGCCAGGCCACCGUGAUCUACUACAACUGCUCACAGCCGGGCGAGAACAUGAUAUUGUACAAUAAUAUGUAUGCGGCUGUCCAGGGCACGAAGGAUUUUGCCUACCUGAUGAACUACGAGAUCGAUCGGGUUACGCAGAUUUUGUUGAAUUUGAGGCAGGAUGGGUUCAUGUUUCAUCAGGCGAAUCUGAGGAACGCCGACCAGCCCCUGGUGACGAUCGCCGCGACGGGCGUGCAGGGCAAAUUCGGCCUGUUGCAGAUCUGGUCCGAGAACGUGCUUGGCCGUCUCGCGCAACUCGUUAGAUGGCCUCUCGUCACGAAGGAUAUCACAUCCCACUCCCAAACCUUCCUGGACCGCAUGGAACGCGACUACUGCGGGCGCUCAGUCCUCCUCACCCGCAACGCCACCCACUGGCUCAGCCUCAGCGCCACCUCGGCAUCCAAAUGCAACGUGCCCAUCACCGUCCCCGGCCCCGUCCUCCGCGCCGACUGUCCCGCCGGUGUCUGCACGUACGAGCAGAUUGGAGUCGAUCCCCUGACGGUUUGGGUGGCCUUGAAGGGCGGGGAGAGUAGGACGUUGAGGUUCAGCCCCGCUAUUGCGGUUUGAUGAUGCCCCCGGUCGGUGGGGAAAGCGAAGGAGGGGACGAGCGGUUUGGAGAUCUGAACGAGCCGCUUUCGCUUUUUGGAAGCCGCCCGAGUCGGAGAGACAGACCCGGACUCUACAUCCCCACCCCUCCCCCGGACUUCUCCCCCCCCC